Molecule: messenger RNA, 846 nt
Organism: Acaulospora morrowiae
Lineage: Eukaryota; Fungi; Glomeromycota; Glomeromycetes; Diversisporales; Acaulosporaceae
Source: the annotation of a GenBank genome assembly
AUGUCUUGCCAAGGUUGCGUUAAUGCUGUCAAAAACGUACUAAAUAAAUUCCAAGAUACUGCCUAUGAAGUUGAAUUGGAAAACCAACUGGUUACUGUUACGACUAAAGCGACUAACGAGGAAGUAUUUAAUGCCCUCAAAGGCACUGGGAAAGAACUUGCUGGCAUAAUUCUCAUCGGACUAGGUUUAUACGAACUUGCAUCUCCAGAAGUUCGCUUUUAUUCUAAUGUUAUCCCACUGGCAACCAUUUUACUUGGGGUUCUGAUAUUUUUGAUUUCGGUGACUGGAUGUUUUGGUGCUGUCGCCGAAAGUAAACCUAUUCUUGUCACGUAUUUUAUCGUUCUUCUGAUUCUAGUCAUUAUUCAAGUCAUUGCAGCAAUUAUUACAUUGGUUGAUUCCCAGAACGUUGAAAGGAUACUCGAUACUGCUUGGGAAAAGGCAUAUCAAGAACAUCCUGCAAUCAUUCGUGAUAUUGAGGAUGAGUAUGCUUGUUGUGGGUUUCGAAAUACCACCGACCGUGCGAUACCAAAGCGUACGCCGGAUGCAUGCGUCGAAAGUCCAUGGUUCGGAUAUAACAAACCUUGUCUGGCAAGUUUGGAAACUGCCUAUAGGAGACAUCAUACCAUGCUCGCUGUCUGGGGUAUCGUUUUGGCGGUCAUUCAGAUUCUUGCACUUAUUUCUGUCUACAUCCUGAUCGUUUUCCUGCCAACUCCCGAGGAACGCGAACGUAUCUAUCGAGCCGAACAUGAAAGACUUGUUCGAAUUGGACGUGGUGAAGAUCCUGAACAACCGACUAAACCUUACAGCGUUGGACAAUAUGGAGCUACUUCUGGCGUUAGCACUUAA